Pistacia vera is the source of this 759-nucleotide messenger RNA. Its product is annotated as nuclear transcription factor Y subunit C-3-like. The transcript has 8 exons. NCBI's taxonomy places the organism in Eukaryota, Viridiplantae, Streptophyta, Magnoliopsida, Sapindales, Anacardiaceae. The record is from RefSeq and is a predicted model, not a curated record. Bases 1 to 759 code for a protein of 252 amino acids. Gene Ontology annotation, biological process: regulation of DNA-templated transcription. Gene Ontology annotation, cellular component: nucleus. Gene Ontology annotation, molecular function: DNA binding; protein heterodimerization activity.
AUGGAAGAUGACAGUACAUGCAAGGACUAUCUCUCAAUAUUAAAGGUUGCAUUGCAGCUAGAGUGUUUUGAUAUGAAGAGGGUGAGUGGGAUGAUGAGGAGGCCAAUCAUGGAUUUGAAUCAGUCAGUGGAUCAGUUCACACUUUCAACUCCAUCUCCAGAGGUGCAUAACUUCAUGCCCACGACUCCUUUUGUAUUGCCCUAUCACCGGGAAACCAAAGAUGAUCUUGAGGCAAGACAUUUUCGGAUUCUGAAGACGCAAAGGAAUAGUUUAGAAAUGUUCUGGAAUCAACAAAUAUUUGACAUUCGUAAUACUUCAGCCUUUAAGAACAAUCAUCAACUACCUCUGGCAAGGAUCAAAAGAAUUAUGAAAUCCAACCGCGAUGUGAAGAUGAUCAGCGCAGACACUCCAAUCGUGUUCUCGAAGGCGUGCGAGCUGUUCAUACUGGAGCUGACACUUCGUGCAUGGCUACAAACUGAACAUUGCAAGCGUCGAACACUACAGCGUUUUGACAUUGGUAGAGCCUUGAGGAACGAUGAGCUUCUUGAAUUCUUGGUCGAUUUCGUUCCUUUUGAUUAUAACAAGGGUUCUGAUAGUGAAAAAUCCUUGGAAGAAAUUGAAAUUCACCCUGCAAAACAGAUGCAUUUCCCGGUUAUAGAUAUCAAUGGGGAUAUAAUUUUGAAUGAUGGGGAAGUUCCUCAGCAGCUCCUGAUGAAACCAUCCGAAUUCGAUUAUGGUCUGCUUCAUAAGGUAAGGUAA